AUGUUAGUCCCGUUUGCUGAUAUUUGGCCACUAAUCUUUGCGUUGCCUGAGCUUUUAAGUCUUCCAGCCAAGAUGUUGAGGAGUGUUGUUUUUCCAGCCCCUGAUGACCCCAUCAAAACUAGAAGCUCCCCAGGGUUGGCCUUGCCAGAAACUGAUUUUAGGAUCUGCGUCUCCUCACCUUUUUUUCGAUGACGUAACUAA
Molecule: messenger RNA, 201 nt
Organism: Blepharisma stoltei
Lineage: Eukaryota; Ciliophora; Heterotrichea; Heterotrichida; Blepharismidae
Source: the annotation of a GenBank genome assembly